GCGCCUUCCUGCCUCUCCAUUUCCGCACGGAACCUGUACAGGGGCUUUGGCGGUUCCAUUGAGACGGCCUGUUUGGAAGCGCGCUGUUUUCAGGCAGUCGAAGGGCAUCACAGCUGGGUUCCAGGACGUCUCCUCGUUGGGGUGGAGUGGAAACCUUUAAGAUGCAGCCUGCUCAGCGCCCGUUUUCCUUUGAGGAGGUGGCCGUGCGUUUCACCAAGGCCGAGUGGGUGCUGCUGACUCCUGACCAGAGAGCUUUGUACAGAGAAGUCAUGCUGGAGAAUUAUGGGAACGUGACCUCUUUGGCUAAUCCUACGCCUGGCCUCAUCUCCUGGCUUCAGGAAAGGGAAGCACCAUUUCCCUCAGACCCCAAAGAAGAGAGGUCGUCAGGUCAUAGGCAGGAUGAUGAGAAUUAUAGCAAGCGAUGUGGAAUGUCUUUCAAAGUGACCAGCCGCAAGGUGGAGGGAGAGCCUCUGAGGAAUUCAGAACAGUCCAAGAGGCAGGAGGAAAACAAAGCAGAGAACUCAGGGAAUCCCUCUGUAGUUCUCCAGGCUGACACCCUCCUUGAAAAUCCACCUCAAGAAGAACAUGGCAAAGGAAAAGGGAGGAAGAAACGUUCCGAAAGCAAAGCAGUCUUGAGACGUAAAUCCGACUUGUCUUCCCGUCAGCGAAUCCAUGCACAGGGUAAAACGUACAUAUGCUCUGAAUGUGGGAAGGGUUUUAGCAGGCUUGCAAACCUCACUUCUCAUCAGAGAAUCCAUGUGAGGGAUAAACCCUCUAGGAAAUCAGAGUGCAAAAGCAGUUUUGGUCUGAGUAAAACCCAUCCUUCCCAUCAAAGAACCCACGUGGAGCAAAAACCAUGCCAGUGCUCAGAGUGUGGCAAGAGGUUCAACUGUAACAGCGCUCUGACUUUGCAUCAGAGAAUCCAUUCAGGGGAGAAACAAUAUAAAUGCUUGGAAUGUGGGAAGAGCUUCCGCUGGAGUUCAAACCUCGCUACCCAUCAGAGAAUCCAUUCAGGGGAGAAACCAUAUAAAUGCUUGACAUGUGGAAAGAGCUUUACUGUCAGUACAAGCCUCACUUCACAUCAGAGAUUCCACACAAAGGAGAAGCCAUAUGAGUGCCUGGAGUGUGGAAAGACCUUCCGUUUACAAGGAUCCCUCAGAUCACAUAAGAGAUCCCACACAGGGGAGAAACCCUAUGAGUGCACAGUGUGUGGGAAAUGCUUCAGUCAGGGACCUCACCUUACUGCUCACCAAAGGACCCAUUCUGGAGAGAAACCCUUUAAAUGCCAGGAGUGUGGGAAAGGCUUCAGCCAGAGCUCACACCUGAAAGUACACCAAAGCGUCCACACAGGCGAAAAGCGAUACAAAUGCUUGGAGUGUGGAAAGAGUUUCCGUAUCGCUACACACCUUAAAUCGCAUGAAAGAAUCCACUCAGGGGAGAAGCCAUAUAAAUGCUUGGAUUGUGGGAAAAGCUUCAAUCAGAGCUCAAGCCUUAAAACACAUAAAAGAAUCCACACAGGCGAGAGGCCAUAUAAAUGUAUGCAAUGCGGAAAGGAUUUUAGGAGCAGUUCAGAACUUAACAUACACAACAGAACUCACACAAGGGACAAGCCCUUUAAGUGCCUGCAGUGCGGAAAGAGCUUCUCUAGCUCACUGCUGAAUGCGCACCAAAGAAUCCACACAGGAGAAAAGCCUUACAAAUGCUUGGAGUGCGGAAGGAGUUUCCGUCUCAGUACAUUUCUUAAAUUGCAUGAAAGAACCCACACAGGGGAGAAGCCCUAUAAAUGCCUAGAUUGUGGGAAGAGCUUCAGUCAGAACUCAAGCCUUAAUAAACAUCGAAGAACACACACAAUGAAGAAACCAUUAAAUGCCUAUAGUGUGGAAAGAAAUUCUACACCAGCACAGAGUUCACAAGACAUUUUACAGUCCACACUGGAGAGUAAAAAAUAUAUAUGCAGGGACUGUGGGAAAGGAUUCAGCCGGCGAGACCGUUUGACAUACCAUCAAAGAACACACAAAGAGGAAGAAUUGCAGAAAUGAUCAGACUAAGGAUUUUUGAAAUACAAGCCUUAAAGCUGUCAAAUAAGUCACAGAGCCCCCAAAUUAUUUAAUGACUGAAUAGUUAAGAGGGGUUUUUCCCCCUCCUAGUUGGUUUUCAAGCCUUAAUAAACAGCCAGGAAUCGAAUAUGG
Molecule: messenger RNA, 2189 nt
Organism: Heteronotia binoei (common prickly gecko)
Lineage: Eukaryota; Metazoa; Chordata; Lepidosauria; Squamata; Gekkonidae
Product: zinc finger protein 883-like
Exons: 5
Coding region: 162-2039 (625 amino acids)
Biological process (GO): regulation of immune system process; regulation of cytokine production; negative regulation of transcription by RNA polymerase II
Source: RefSeq, a predicted model, not a curated record